This is a messenger RNA of Phytophthora sojae, 1029 nucleotides long. RefSeq lists its product as hypothetical. NCBI's taxonomy places the organism in Eukaryota, Oomycota, Peronosporomycetes, Peronosporales, Peronosporaceae. The record is from RefSeq and is a predicted model, not a curated record. The coding region runs from base 1 to 1029 and encodes 342 amino acids. The transcript has a single exon.
AUGCAUUCCGAAGUGGGCGACGACAUCGACGACGAGACGCAGGACGAGACAUUCAGGACGACCAAGCCAUUCAAGACCAAGCUCGACUUGCGUACUACGCCCCCUCGGGAGGCCAAACGCCCCAACAGCACGUCUUCCACUACUUCAAGUACCACCGGGUCCCAGCAUCCUGAUCCUGUAGUCGCCCCUUCUCCGGCCAAGCAUCCGCGCGCAGCCCAACGGCGCACGCAGUCCACCCUCGCCCGGAAGGAGUAUGCCAAGCUGACCCCAGAAGAGCUCCAAAUCAUCGAGGUCCCGGGUCGCGGGGUCACUUCCUGGCGCCAUUACGGGAUACUGGUGAAAUUCCAACCCGGUACUGCCAAGGCAGUCGAGCAAACCAGUGGAUUCCCGGAUUACACCCCGAAUCUGUCCAAGCCUGAGGAGCGCGACGCCGUUCGGGCACGUUGGCUUCCGGGGCCGUUCAAGGAGCUGUGGAGUACCAAGCCCUGGGACGAGAUGUUCGACAACCGAUCCAAGUUCCUGGUCUGCCACGCGCCUCCAAAGGCCGGCACGAAGGCUCUGGUGCGCCUGGAUGAGAUCGUCACCUACAUGAGCGACCACCGCUGCACAUUCUGGCUGAUUGGUCACUGGUUCUCGAUCUACAACCAGUUGGACGCCUAUUCGGAGGAGUUCGCUGACACUCGGAAAUCCGAAUGUGACAGCAUCCGGGGUCACUACCAGAAAUUGCUGGACGCCGCGGUCGACGACGGUCUGGAGCAGUCGUACCUCGAGGAGCCCGGGGUCUGGACUUUCCCGGCCAAGUGCUGUUCCUGGAUCUGGAUGGCGCCCUCGCACAAGAAUGCCGAAGGCAAGCCGUACUCUCUGCAGGAGCAACUCGCGCUGACAGACCAGCAGGAGCCCGCUCGGGUGCAGUGGGACUCCUGCUCCUCGGACGAGGAGCGCAUCGCUCACGCGCCGGCCCAGCUGGACCUCCGACUCCUACCAGAGGCGGACCGCCACCGCUACCUGGUUCCCAAGAAGUUCCCGUAG